UUAUAUAAUCGCACUGAAAAGCUUUCUCAAAUUAGGUUGGCAACAUUUUCAACAGCUGGGAAGGUCGGAGAAAAUCGCUCUUCCCAUAUUUUGAGUCAAUUUCAGAAUGUUGCGCGUUCCCCUGUUACGGGCCCUUAAUUCGGCAAGUUCUGCAAGAUGCCUUUUGCAGGCGAGCAGAGCUUCCGGCACUCAGGCGCCGGAAAAAGUCGAAGUUUUCAUUGAUGACAAGAGCGUUUUGGUUGAUCCUGGCACCACUGUGCUCCAGGCGGCUGCUUUGGCUGGAAUUGAAAUCCCCCGAUUCUGCUAUCACGAACGGCUGGCGAUUGCUGGAAACUGCCGAAUGUGCUUGGUGGAGGUAGAAAAAUCACCAAAGCCUGUGGCUGCGUGUGCCAUGCCUGUGAUGAAGGGCUGGAGGAUCAAGACCAACUCCGACAUGACCCGCAAAGCCAGGGAAGGCGUGAUGGAAUUUUUGCUGGUCAACCAUCCCCUCGACUGUCCCAUUUGUGACCAGGGUGGCGAGUGUGAUUUGCAAGAUCAGAGCAUGGCUUUUGGCUCAGACCGCAGCCGAUUCACCGACAUCAGCUACGAUGGAAAGAGAGCUGUCGAGGACAAGGAUAUUGGUCCGCUGGUGAAGACCAUCAUGACCCGCUGCAUCCACUGCACGCGUUGCAUCAGAUUCGCCUCGGAAGUGGCUGGCAUUGAUGACUUGGGCACCACCGGCAGAGGCUCCGACAUGCAGAUCGGCACUUACGUCGAGAAAAUGUUCCUCUCUGAGUUGUCCGGCAACAUCAUUGACCUUUGUCCCGUGGGCGCCCUCACCUCAAAACCGUACUCAUUCACCGCCAGGCCCUGGGAGACGAGGAAAACGGACAGUGUUGAUGUCCUCGAUGCCCUUGGCAGCAACAUCGUCGUGUCCACCAGGACAGGAGAAGUACUCAGGAUUCUGCCCCGACUCAAUGAGGAUAUCAAUGAGGAAUGGCUUUCGGAUAAGUCUCGGUUCGCGUGCGACGGUCUAAAGCGUCAGCGCCUCGUGACUCCCAUGCUGAAGAACAGCAAGGGAGAAUUGGUCUCCGUCGAAUGGGAGGACGCCCUGAUUUCCGUCGCCAAGGCCUUGAAGUCUGCGCCCGGAGACAAAAUUGCUGCCAUCGCAGGCGGUCUGGUCGACGCCGAAGCCCUCAUUUCUCUGAAGGACCUCCUCAACAGACUCGGCAGCGAGUCUCUCAACACCGAGGAGACUUUCCCCUUGGAUGGCUCCGGCACAGAUCUUAGGAGCAACUAUCUGCUCAAUGACAAAAUUGCUGGCAUUGAGGAAGCUGACCUGGUUCUGCUGGUUGGAAGCAACCCAAGGUACGAAGCUCCCCUCCUGAACUCCCGCCUGAGAAAGGGCUACCUGCACCAUGAGCUCGACAUUGCUGUCGUUGGACCCAAGAUCGAUCUCAACUACGAAUAUGAGCUAUUGGGAGACUCUGGUGAUGUCUUGAAACAGCUGGCGAGUGGACAACAUCCAUUCAGCAAGAAACUUGCCGCAGCCAAGCGGCCAAUGCUGAUCCUCGGCUCCGAGCAGCUGAAACGAGAAGACGGAGCAGCCAUUCUCUCCCUCUGCCAGCAAAUCGCUCAUUCUGCAUCGUCAGGAGCGCCUGCUGAGUGGAAGGUUCUGAACAUUCUCCAGAGGGUGGCUUCGCAAGUGGCCGCCCUGGACCUGGGCUACACUCCCGGCGUGGCAAAGAUCAGGGCAAAUCCUCCAAAGGUCCUCUUCCUCCUUGGAGCUGACGAGGGAACCAUUACCAGGGCUGAUCUGCCCAAGGAUGCUUUUAUCAUCUACCAAGGCCACCACGGUGACGCCGGUGCUUCAAUCGCAGACGCUGUUCUGCCUGGAGCUGCCUACACCGAAAAACAGGCCACUUAUGUCAACACAGAAGGCAGGGCUCAGGAAACCUUGGUCGCAGUCACGGCUCCCGGAAUGGCUAGGGAGGACUGGAAAAUCAUCAGGGCACUUUCAGAAAUUGUUGGAGCUAGACUGCCUUAUGAUAAUUUGGAUGAGAUUAGGAACAGGCUUGAAGAGGUGUCUCCUAACCUGGUGCGGUAUGGAGAGGCGGAGGGAGCUAAUUUUGUCGCCCAGGCUAGGGAAUUGUCAAAGUUGGUGAAGGGCGGAGUCUCCUCAACUCCUCUUGACGUCAGGCUGAAGAAGCUGGAAGAUUUCUUUAUGACCGAUAGUAUCAGUAGAGCAUCCCCAACAAUGGCCAAGUGCGUGCAAGCCGUCAUCAAACAGAGAGAGGCCAAGUACUGAGUGAACGACGACGUGGAGGAACUUCCUUAAUUUCAACGUAGACACUCUCUCAUAAGUUAUUGUUUAAAACGAUUCAAAACAACACAACUUGAAGCCUAGUUUUGCUUGCACUACUAAGCACGAUUUGUCAUUUUCCGGGGGCGAAAGCAUACUUUGUACAUAAAUUUAUUGAUGCCGCGGUCCACACGUGGCGUUGUUGUACGUUAGGAAUAAAUACAAGAAACCUAAA
Messenger RNA from Cloeon dipterum, 2516 nucleotides. RefSeq names its product NADH dehydrogenase (ubiquinone) 75 kDa subunit (gene ND-75). Gene Ontology annotation, biological process: ATP synthesis coupled electron transport; cellular respiration. Lineage: Eukaryota; Metazoa; Arthropoda; Insecta; Ephemeroptera; Baetidae. Gene Ontology annotation, cellular component: membrane. The record is from RefSeq and is a predicted model, not a curated record. The coding region runs from base 107 to 2287 and encodes 726 amino acids. The transcript is spliced from 12 exons. Gene Ontology annotation, molecular function: NADH dehydrogenase (ubiquinone) activity; iron-sulfur cluster binding.